AUUGCUCAAACACAGAAAUUCGUGUUGCGCAUAUUUCGUUUCGGAAAUUUAUAUAACUUCUAAACAGUGUCACCCCAGACACAUAAACAAAUCGAAUUUUAGACAUCUGAACAUUAAAUUUCAGUUAUCCGGAAAACACUGCCCGCCAGCGAUAGAGCAAAAUUGUUGGUUUUUUUGGAAACAAGGCCAGCCAGCGAGAACAUCAACAACAACAAACAACCUGUGCUGUAUUUGGAUUAUCCCAUACCCCACUAAGGCAUCAUGUCCAUCAGACGCGGAAUGGCCACAACGGCCAGCAAGGAAUGGCGGGACUACUUUAUGAGCACCCACUUCUGGGGACCCGUGGCCAACUGGGGCAUUCCGUUGGCCGCCCUCGCCGACACACAGAAGAGCCCCAAGUUCAUCUCGGGCAAAAUGACGCUAGCUCUGACGCUCUACUCGUGUAUCUUCAUGCGCUUCGCCUACAAGGUUCAGCCCCGCAACUGGCUGCUGUUCGCCUGCCAUGCCACCAAUGCCACAGCCCAGUCUGUGCAGGGCCUGCGCUUCCUCCACUAUCACUAUGGCGAAAAGGAUCAGUCGGCGUAAACGCUGCCCAUCAGCUCAACCCACCAACAGACCCCAAUCACGGACGCGCGAUGCCUCUUCAAAUGUUUACCCAACAGCAGCUACAGCAAUUUACUGCCGCGACACGCAACGCACAUGCAAAUUGUACUGGCCCAUCAGUCACCACCAGUGGGGGGCAGUAAUUGCCACAUUAAACACCCGCCCAGCUGGCUGAAUCUCAUCACUGGACAAAAUGAAGUUGUCAUGCCACUGCGCUUGACCUUUGACUGUAGCGUUUAAUGGCGUUUGGAGAGCCCAUCGCACGACACAACCAGCAGCACAAUCCUCGAUUCCAAUUCCAGAUGAGUCUAAACCAAAACGAAGCUACUGCACAUUUUGUUUGUAAAUUGUUGACCUAUGCCAUAACACUAUAACUACUAUAUCGUUCGGCGGCUGAGUGCAAUUUAGUCAAAUUUAGAGAAAAUAUAGAAUAUAAUUUUUAUACGAUUGGCCUUCCAUGUAUAUCUAUCCAUCAAUAUAUGUGGUUUAAAAUUGAAUAAACCCAACUGAGAAUAUAAUUCAAGUGACUUUAAUCUGCCAACUAAGAAAUACAAAAUUUUGCUUUCUGUUUUGUUUAUUUUAUUUUUUUUUGAUUUUGUCAUGCUCUUUUUAACAUGUACUUUAUUCAAACGAUUACGCAUAUAUGUAUAUUGUAUAUAAUAUAAGUGAAUUGUUCAAUUGUUCUUAACAAUAGUACAUACAUAUAUAUAUUUUUUUUGUUGUUUGUGAUUUUUAACAUUUUUUUUUGCUUUGUUCAUCAAUGAGGUUAAAACAAUACAUUUUUUUAUAAUCUCUCUACCCCAUUAUGGAGGGGUUUCAUUUUUUUUUGUGUGAUUUUGUAGUUUUUGGAGAUUACGCUUAGGUUCGAAAACAUUAUACGUGGGAUACAAAAAAACAUGGUGGUAGAAUUUUAAAGUUCUUGCAAACAUAAUAAAAAGUACGUUUUAAAAAUAA
This is a messenger RNA of Drosophila obscura, 1557 nucleotides long. RefSeq names its product mitochondrial pyruvate carrier 1 (gene Mpc1). Gene Ontology annotation, cellular component: mitochondrial inner membrane. Gene Ontology annotation, biological process: pyruvate import into mitochondria. Lineage: Eukaryota; Metazoa; Arthropoda; Insecta; Diptera; Drosophilidae. The record is from RefSeq and is a predicted model, not a curated record. The coding region runs from base 262 to 585 and encodes 107 amino acids. The transcript has 4 exons.